CCGAGCCAGAAAGAGGGAUGGUAAAAUACAGUGUUUUUCUUAGGACUGCAAGGAGUGUGAGGAAAUCUGCUCUGCACGAACACACCUCUGCCAGUCUCCUCUCCAGAGGUCCGUCAUGUAUGUGCUCUUCACCGUGUUGGCCAGCUUGCUCUUCCUCCCUGUUCUCGCGCAGCACUUCUUCCCUUACCUCAUACCCGAUGCCCUCUACAUUGUCCGGAUCAUUGGCAAUGCAGUCAAGAUGUCAAGAUACCAAAGGAAGAAGCCCUUCUACACUCUUCUGGAAUACUUUCUUGACCAGGUGAAGAAAAAGCCCGACAAACCUUUCAUCGUCUUUGAGGGUCGAACCUACACCUACCUGGACGCGGACAGGGAGAGCAACAGGGUGGCCAGAGCGCUGCAGGCACGUGCGCGUCUCGAGGAGGGCGACACGGUGGCCCUGUUCAUGGGAAACGAACCCAGCUACGUGUUCAUGUGGCUGGCCCUGGGGAAGCUGGGCUGCACCGCUGCUUUGCUCAACUACAACAUCAGAUCCAAGUCCUUGAUGCACUGCUUCUCCUGCUGCGAUGCGCGCGCGCUCGUGCUGAGCCAAGAGCUGAAAGACGCAGUGAAGGAAAUUCUCCCAGCUUUGAGAGAGCAGAAUGUCAAAGUUCUCGUUCUCGCUGAGCAAAGUGACACUGAGGGCAUUGAGAGUUUUCAGGACAAGAUCAACCAGGCUUCAGAUGAUCCGCUGUCCACUGCCUUGAGGUCAAAUAUCACAGCAAAAAGUGCUGCGGUGUACAUCUACACCUCAGGGACAACAGGUCUCCCGAAAGCUGCCAUGAUCUCACAGGAGCGAGUUUGGGUGGCUUCGGUCAUCCUGUCCAAUGCCGGAGUGACCUCUCAGGAUGUAAUCUACGUGAAUCUCCCGCUCUACCACGCUUCGGGAUUAUUCAUCGGUGUGACAUGCGCCAUUGAAAGGGGAAUAACGAUUGUUCUGCGGCGCAAGUUCUCAGCCUCACAGUUCUGGGAUGACUGCCGGCGACACAAUGUUACAGUGAUCCAGUACAUUGGUGAAAUAAUGCGCUACCUCUGCAACACACCAAAGAAAGAUAAUGACCGGGACCACAAAGUGAGACUUGCCGUUGGCAAUGGCAUCAGAGCUGAUGUUUGGAAAGAGUUUCUUCAUCGAUUUGGCGAUAUCAAAAUCAGGGAACUGUACGCUGCCACAGAGGGUAACAUUGGAUUCAUGAACAUGAGUGGGAAACCUGGCUCAGUAGGACGCAUGAUAUACCUCCAUAAGAAACUGUUCCCCUACGCACUUAUUAAAUAUGAUGCAGAGAAGCAGGAGCCUGUGAGGAACUCGGAGGGCCUCUGCUUGGAGGUCUCCAAAGGUGAAACCGGACUGUUGGUGGCAAAAAUAAGCAGCCGUUCUCCCUUUAAUGGCUAUGCCCGCAACCCCCAGCAGACCAAAGAGAAGCAGCUACAGGACGUGUUCCAGAAAGGAGACCUCUACUACAACACUGGAGAUCUCAUGAGAAUUGACGAAGACAAUUUCUUCUACUUUCAGGAUCGAGUUGGGGACACUUUCAGGUGGAAAGGCGAGAAUGUUGCAACCACCGAAGUGGCAGAGAUUCUCCUCAUGGUGGACUACAUUGAGGAGGCUACUGUAUAUGGAGUCAAGGUGGCAGGCUUUGAAGGGAGGACUGGAAUGGCAGCCAUCAAAAUAAAGGAGGGAAAACAGUUUGACCCCGUCGAUGCCUUCAGCCAUGUUGUCAACUACCUCCCUGAAUACGCCCUGCCCCGUUUCAUACGAAUUCAGAACUCCCUGGAUGUCACUAGUACAUACAAGCAGAUAAAAAUGAAGCUGGUAGACGAAGGCUUUAACCCCGUGACCAUCGAGGACCCACUGUACUUUCUGAAUGGACAAAAAAAGAGCUACGUACCAAUGACGGCAGAGAUUUACAGCGCUAUAGAGUCUGGGGACAUUAAACUGUAAAGGGAGACCUUAAUGCAGUGGGGUCUUAGCAUGGAAAAUAAAUAAAACCUCAUCUUUAUUUAACAAAUUGUUUUCAGUUACCAAUAAAUCUCAGGGGAAAAUAUCUGAACACUUUUAAAGAUUGUUUUUGAUUUUUAUUGUUCAAAUUUUAAUUCAGCUCAGUUUUUAAUUUCUGUAAAUAAAGACUUGAAGAUAUAACUAGUAGUGCACAAUACUUUAAAUGUUAGUAAAAUGGACGUCACGGCGGCAUAGCAAGUAGCUCUGCUGUCUCACAGAGCCUGGGUGCUGCGAGAGGGCGUGGGUUCGUUUCCCCC
This is a messenger RNA of Scleropages formosus (Asian bonytongue), 2289 nucleotides long. Its product is annotated as very long-chain acyl-CoA synthetase-like. The record is from RefSeq and is a predicted model, not a curated record. The transcript has 10 exons. NCBI's taxonomy places the organism in Eukaryota, Metazoa, Chordata, Actinopteri, Osteoglossiformes, Osteoglossidae. Bases 116 to 1975 code for a protein of 619 amino acids. Gene Ontology annotation, molecular function: long-chain fatty acid transmembrane transporter activity; long-chain fatty acid-CoA ligase activity. Gene Ontology annotation, cellular component: plasma membrane; endoplasmic reticulum membrane. Gene Ontology annotation, biological process: long-chain fatty acid metabolic process; long-chain fatty acid import into cell.